Molecule: messenger RNA, 2793 nt
Organism: Pieris brassicae (large cabbage white)
Lineage: Eukaryota; Metazoa; Arthropoda; Insecta; Lepidoptera; Pieridae
Product: T-complex protein 11-like protein 1
Exons: 9
Coding region: 301-1764 (487 amino acids)
Biological process (GO): signal transduction
Source: RefSeq, a predicted model, not a curated record
UUAUAAAUUGACAAGUAUUGUAAACCGAGAAGAAAAACAAUUCAAAUAAUUACGAAAUCGGCCAAUUAUUAAUAUUUAAUGAAUAUUAGAAAAUACGGCAGAAACAAUAUUUAUGUCUAUAAUAUUUUACCAACGAAAUCCACAUUAAAAUUUAGGUUAUGUGUUGUAUCAUGGAAUGAUUCAAGGUGAAUAAGAUGAUUUGAGAUCUUGAAACUGUAAUAUCACGUUCUGCCUUAUAUGGAUUAAAGGGUUUAUUAAUCCUUCCUGAUUUUUACGCUCAGUUUAAACUGCGGUCUAGCUAUGGGCGACCGUGACAAAAGUGAUUCAAGCUCUCAAGAUGAGAACUCUGAGAAAAACAUAACGAUUCCACCAAGAACAGCUCCAGCUGGCCCAAGCUACUUUGCCAGUGAGCCCCUACAGUUCCGAAUUCGUGGGACAAGUAUAACAGGAGCUUCACCUCCUCACUUUGUAACAUUGGAGGAUAUCAUGAAAGCAGCCCAUGGCAUGAGGAAUAUGGCUUUGGCUCAUGAGAUAGCUGUUGAUCAGGACUUUAAGCUGGAGCCAUUUGAAGCACCUGAUAACAGCUAUCAAAAGCUAGUAAAAGAAACAAUGCAUCGGGCAUAUUUUGACAUAUUAAGAGAACAAUUGAACUCUGAUCCGCCGGUGUAUAAACAAGCACUAGUGUUAUUGGAAGAUGUGAAACAGGGAUUAUUCUCAAUACUUCUACCGCGUCAUACAAGGAUUAAGGAAAUGAUAGAAGAAGUCCUUGAUAGAGAUUUUAUCAAGCAGCAAGCAGAGAACAACAGUUUAGACUUCCAGAAGUAUGCAAAGUUUGUUAUAGACCUGAUGGCAAAGCUGGCUGCUCCAGCAAGGGAUGAAAUGAUACAGAACAUAACUCAACUUACUGAUACUGUCGACAUAUUCCGUGCUAUUUUGGAGACACUAGAAGUUCUCAAGUUGGAUUUGGCUAACACAUUAAUAGCCAUGAUAAGACCACAUGUGCAGAAAGAAAGUGUUCAAUAUGAAAGAAAUAAAUUUGAUGAAAUGCUCAAGCUCUCUGAGGAUGGACUUCAAUACACCAGUGAAUGGUUGCAACGACACAUCGAGAAGACAGGGCUUACUCUCCCGGUCACAGACACAAAUAUCAUAAGAAACGUCACAGCCCAAACACUGGCCAAAGCGUACUUGGAGUUACUUGAGUGGGAUGAAUCGAAAGGAUAUCCAGAGACAAUACAACUUGACAAGCCCCGCUUUGUUGAGCUGGGAUUUCAAGUUUAUCGGCUUGUUUGUGUUGCGUCAAUACUGCUUGUCAGUCCGUCGUGUGGUAACGAUCCUAACGCGAACCAUAAACAACGACUUAAAGACAAGAUUGACAUUAUCAUAGACAAUGCAUCUAAUGACAUAGAAUUUAAGGAGGUACUACCUUCCAUAGCCGAAGAAGUUAUACAAAUGACGGAACAGUUGUUAGAAAGUAUGAAUCAAGAGCCUCUAACUGGAGAAACUAAAGAUCUUAUACGCACACAGAUUAUAUCACUUGGCGAUCCAGAACAUAGAGUGAGGCAGAUUGUUCGCCAAAGGGUGCUUGAGUUCCUAAAAGUGAUCCUUGUAUGUUCUGGUGGGUCCAGGCAGAUACCGGUUGGACUAUCAGCAUUUACUAAAGAACUGACCUCGGUAUCAGGCACCUUACUACGUUAUGUUAUGCAUAAUAAGGCAGUAUUCACACAACACUAUAUGGAUAUGAUCGCUAAGGAACUCAGUAACUGACCUUCAUAAUAUAACAUCCACGAUUUACAUCACACAAAACUAUGCAGUGUUGUAUAGAUAUCUUUGUAAAACAAAUAUUCUACAUUUAUUUCUUUACAUCUCAUAUAUUUAAAAAUUAAGCAUCAUUUUCGUUUAGAAAGAUAUCAAAUGUUCAAAUAUAGUAAUAAUAAUAAAAUAUAAAUAUUAUUACCAUCAAACUUUUAAGUGAAAAUCUGAUGAAUAAUUUUAUCGAUGCAAUGUGUAAACUGAUUAACAAAAUUUUACUAAGUAAAUUAACUAAUUACUUUACUAAUUAUAAGGCAGAAUUUUAUAAUAAUUUUGAUGUAUCAAUUUGACACAUGGAAUAGAUAAGGUUAAAUAAUUUUAACACAAUUAUGAUUUUAGACCCAUAUACUAAAUAGUGGAUACAUAACAUUCAUAUGGUAUUUACAAAUAUAUUCCUCAGCAUGAAUAAUACGUACGAUUUGUCAAAAAAAAAUUAACGCGAAGGAAAUAAAAAACCUUUGCUAUGAACUAGUAUGUUUCUAUAACAUUGUGUGGCUAACUUGGCGAGUAGAAUACUUAACCAAGCUAUUAAAAUAUGUGGUUGUCAAAGGCCACUAUUAUUCGCAAUUCUUUGUCAAAUUUUAGCAUAGCUUGUAACAGCUGUUUGAAACAAUUCUAAAAGUGUAAUAAAUCCGCCUUCUAAAAAUACUCCAUUUGAAAUAUUGUAUUCGUUUAUAUUUGUGAAAUGUUGUCUAUGUAUAAACACAAUCUGCGGCAAUUUGUUUCUAUGAACUAAAACAUUAAGUUUACAAAUACCGUCUCACGAAGGAAGUCCAAUACUCGCAUAUAAUUAAAUAUUUUAUUAAAAAACAAGCUACUUUUAAUAGACAAUACCAAAUUAACAUUUAUGAUUAAAAAUGCAUUUAAAUUUUUAGGAAUUUUUAAAUUUAUUGUGUGAUUUUUUAUUUUUACAAUCGGAUAUGUCCAAUAUAUUUAUAGAAUAACAUUAUAAUAUCAAAUGCACUAAUAAAAUUGCUAUGAAUA